UGAGUAAGAAGGCAUACUUCUUAAGUGCUCACGUUUCGCCAAGGGAAUGGACCACAAAAGGAAGGAGAAUGAAAGGAAAGCUCAGAUGGUUUGACCCAAACAGAGAAGAAGCGGAUUCCUGGAAGGUCAAAUUGUUUCCCAUAACAAAUGCAAGUCAUGCUGUGAUUACAUCACUGUUUGGCUCUUCACAAGGUGCCAUUGUUCUUCUGGACAAUCCACGCACUUUGUGUUCUGGGAAGAUCCUAGAAAAGUGUACAUGUAUGCAGGUGCCUUCAAACUGUAAGUUUACGACGUCAAUACGUGGAAUAGCCGUCUAAAGUCUAAAGCUCAUCUUCACGGGUCAAUUCACAAAUUGCAUGAACUCGAAACAGUUUGCAGUCACAUGACUGGUAAAUUUGCGUUCAUCCAUCCCUUGUAUGAAAGGAGGCUCAAAGUCUAAAGAAAGCCAAUGUUCUUGCGUCAUUUGAAGAAAUUACAGAAUUUUGUACCUCCCAGAAUGAUACGUUGUCGGUCUCAAAAGGAGAAUAACUGUUAAGAGUAGUUAAGUCGUAGUUUUUAUAUCACAUAUAAAUGAAAAAUGUUAAAAGCGUCUAUAACAGUGCUUUAAUAUUCCAGGGGACAAUAUUGGAGGAAUGCAGUUGCAUCUUGAUUACUUGUAUGUGUCUGCUGGCAAAUCACUGUUCCGUUUGAAGAUUAGGUGGUUUGCAAGAUAUAAGAUGUUAGUAGAUCCACAGCGUGUGAUGAACCUACCGGAUACCCCUUCAGAUAUUGCCAUAGAUGUACUCAACGGAAAACGCAUGAUAUUCUAUAGCAGUGAAAGUAAAGGACGGAUAGGUCGAAUUCUCAAGAACUCACACAAACAGAAUGUUAAACAUAUGGAUCCCUUAAACAUCAGCUGCAACCGUUUCACCUUCACCAUAGAUUCGACAGGUCACGUGAUGUAUGUUCUGACUGAUGACAGGAAGCUGAGUCUGAUCAGAGACAUCCAUACAGAGAAUCCUCCCAUCAGAUCAACUGUCAUGAAAGUUCCCAGAUCCUUCACUUGGUCAAUUACGAAGCUGCUGUUUUCAGUGAACACUAUAUAUCUGAUCUGGCCCGACAAAAAUGAUGUAAUGUGCCUUGACGUCCAAGAGAAACGUGUCUGUACCAGACGUCUUAGCAACGAGAUGAUAUCUCGUCCCCCACGAGUUAUAACUGUCAUCACUCGCUGAUAAGAAAUCCACAAUCCGGAGGACAUAACGCCCAGAUGACGAAAGCUGUUUGAAGUUAAAAAAGAGACUUUGAAUCCUAUUUUUCUGAUUGGGGGUGAGAUAUUUAUCAAUUAUGAAUAUCCAGGAACUGGCAAAAUGUGAGCCAACAUUCAUUGUUUCAUGCUACGCUUGCC
This is a messenger RNA of Haliotis rubra (blacklip abalone), 1384 nucleotides long. RefSeq lists its product as uncharacterized. The record is from RefSeq and is a predicted model, not a curated record. The transcript is spliced from 4 exons. Lineage: Eukaryota; Metazoa; Mollusca; Gastropoda; Lepetellida; Haliotidae. Bases 633 to 1211 code for a protein of 192 amino acids.